This is a messenger RNA of Cheilinus undulatus (humphead wrasse), 2196 nucleotides long. It is a transcript of the gene sparcl1, whose product is annotated as SPARC-like 1. Lineage: Eukaryota; Metazoa; Chordata; Actinopteri; Labriformes; Labridae. Gene Ontology annotation, biological process: anatomical structure development. Gene Ontology annotation, molecular function: calcium ion binding; collagen binding; protein binding. The coding region runs from base 82 to 2046 and encodes 654 amino acids. The record is from RefSeq and is a predicted model, not a curated record. The transcript is spliced from 11 exons.
GCGAUCUUCACAGGUUGAACACAGGCGCGUACGGCUGUUUGUGCUGGAUUCUCUUUUCUCUCAAAACUGACAGCCUCAGGUAUGAGGGCCUGCUUAGUGUUCAUUUGCUUCCUGGCAGUGUUUGCCCUGUCUGUAAAUAGUAAACCACAUGGAAAACGCCAUGGACUGCGCAAGACUUCACAUUCAACCAAAGAGAAGGACAUAAUCACAGAGGAGGCCAACAAGCCGCAGAUCUUACCCACUUUAGUCCCAAUUGAGGCCAGCAGCCAGGAGCAGGAAGACGAAGAACUGAGCUCUGAAGACAAUGCUAAUGCUAACAAGGAGGAAGGAGAGACUAGGGUGACUGAGAGGAGCGAUCCUGUCCUGUUAAGCGAGGAAGAGCUGGUUGACCUCCUUAAGAAAGAAGCAGAAGAAGAACAGGAAGCAGAGGAAAGAGAGCUGGAGGAAGGAGUGGAAAAAGAGCAAAGCAUUGUGGGUGAAGAUGAAGACUCUAAGGUGAAGAAGUUGGAUGAGACACUCAAAAUGAAGGAGGAUGCUAAAGAAGUGGCAGAUGUGAAAGAUGAAAAGGCAGAGGGUGUAGAAGAUGAAGAGAAAGUGGAGAAGGAAGGUGAGGUUGAGGUGGGAAAGAUGCCCCUAAAGGAGAAGGAGCAGGGGACUUUGCUGGAAGAAACUGAUGGUAGCACAGAGUCCGAGAUCCCAGCUGAUCUGGACUAUGCUGCCGAUGGUAGCAUCUUACAACCACUACAGAUCAUACCUGCAAACCUGAAACCCCACCCUGAUGACACCCAGCCUCUUACCAAAACAGAUGUCAAAGAGAAGACCACCUUCACAGAUGACCUUGAACACGAGGUACAAAACACAGAGGCAGCAGACAGCAAGGAAAUGUCUGAUGAAGACAAGCAAUCACAAGACACAUCUAAAGACGUCAGUGGCAAUAUGAAAGAAACCAAAGCAAAUGUGGACCCUCAAGAACAUAAGAGUGGUACAGAGUUAGAGACGGGAUCCCGACUAGCUGGGAAGGAGGAAGAGAAAAGUAAGAAUGAAAGUCGAAGUCACACCAAAGGAAAGACGAGGAAGCAGAAGAAGAACCAGCGAGCGAGGAAGUACUCUCCACAGAGUGAUGAAACUCAGCCGGGACAGGAGCAGAGCCAGCAGGACGCCCCGGAGUCUGAGCCAGGGGACAUCGACAACACAGUCCAGAAGGCCAAGAGGAGGAGAGCAGGAAAAUGGGGUCCUUUGGUAGGAAUGAAUCCAGUGCAGAUAAGAGCCACUGUGGACCUCUACCCCAGUACCAGGUCCUCUCUCAGUGGAGGAUCUCAUGGCUCAGAAGCCCCUGCAGAUCCAUGUGACAACUUUCCCUGCAAACGUGGAAAGACGUGUAAACUUGAUGCUGACAACAAGCCUGGCUGUGUGUGUCAGGAGCCUGCAGAAUGUCCUCCCAGUGUGAACGAGUUUGAUCACGUUUGUGGGACAGACAACAAAACAUAUGACACCUCCUGUGAACUCUUUGCGACUAAAUGCAAACUGGAGGGAACUAAGAAAGGACACAGACUUCACCUGGACUACACUGGGGCAUGCAAAUUUAUACCAGCCUGUGUGGACACUGAGCUGGUCCAGUUCCCGCUGCGAAUGAGGGACUGGCUGAAAAACGUGCUUCUGCAGCUCUAUGAACAUGACUCCAUGACUCCUGGCUUCCUCACUCCCAAACAGCGUUUUAGAGUGAAGAAGAUCUUCGAGAGUGAGCGGCGACUUCAUGCUGGUGAUCACUCUGUUGAGCUGCUCGCACAAGACUUUGAGAAGAACUACAACAUGUACAUCUACCCUGUGCACUGGCAGUUUGCUCAGUUGGACCAGCAUCCCUCUGAUAGAGUCUUGUCACACUCAGAGCUCGCCCCUCUACGAGUCCCUCUGGUACCCAUGGAGCAUUGCACCUCCCGCUUCUUCCAGGAGUGUGACGCUGACAAAGACAAACAGGUGUCAUUUAAAGAGUGGACCUCCUGUUUUGGCAUCAAGAAUGAGGAUAUGGACACCAACCUGUUAUUCUGAGCCUCAUUUUGUUCCUCAACUGCUGGUCAAGUUUUUUGAAUCUCCAACAGCUCAAUUUUAGACACAAACCUCCGUGAACCUCUGUUAUAAGGAUCUCUGACCCAUUAGGAUGAAAGAAACUCAUCUAACCAAGAGCACUGAGAGCAAGUU